AUGACGAACAUUAGGGAAAUUGUUUCCGGCACAAAGUACCGCAUGACCCUCGGUCUUCCUGUUGGUGCUGUUAUGAAUUGCGCCGAUAACUCUGGUGCCAAGAACUUGUACGUUAUUGCUGUCCGUAACAUCAAGGGUCACUUGAACAGACUCCCCGCCGCCGGUUGUGGUGACAUGGUUGUUGCUACCGUCAAGAAGGGUAAGCCCGAAUUGAGAAAGAAGGUUUUGGCUGCUGUUGUUGUUCGUCAACGCAAGGCCUGGCGCCGUAGAGAUGGUGUCUUCCUUUACUUUGAAGAUAACGCUGGUGUCAUUGUUAACCCCAAGGGUGAAAUGAAGGGUUCCGCUAUCACUGGUCCCGUUGCCAAGGAAUGUGCUGAUUUGUGGCCUCGUAUUGCCUCUGCUGCCGGUACCGUCGUUUAA
Rhizopus microsporus ATCC 52813 is the source of this 420-nucleotide messenger RNA. Its product is annotated as 60S ribosomal protein L23. Lineage: Eukaryota; Fungi; Mucoromycota; Mucoromycetes; Mucorales; Rhizopodaceae. Gene Ontology annotation, cellular component: cytosolic large ribosomal subunit; ribosome. The record is from RefSeq and is a predicted model, not a curated record. The transcript has 2 exons. Bases 1 to 420 code for a protein of 139 amino acids. Gene Ontology annotation, biological process: translation. Gene Ontology annotation, molecular function: structural constituent of ribosome; large ribosomal subunit rRNA binding.